AACUGCCCAACAGGCAGUUUGUGCACCCAACUGACACUUUGUAGAAACAGGGGAUGCAUUAGACUAUUAUUUAGCAUUAUUGCAUUUAUUUUAAGUUCAAGUGGAUUUUUCAGUAUUUGGGUUACGGUGGCAUUGCUGUGCUCAAGGUUGUCCUGCACACAAUGGGGGUCAAAGCAGCUCUUCCGAGGUACGAGUUCUACUUUUAUAAUGUAGUGCUGUGUAUGGCAAUGCUGUGGGCUGCCAGAUGGAUAUUUGAUGUAUCUAGCUCAAAUUCCAACAGAAAAACCUUCAAGACCAGUGUUCAGUCAGGAUGGUAUUACUCUGGUAGAAAAAUGGAUACAGCUGAUGUUGAGUGGAUGAUGUGGUUCUCUAUGUUUCGAGAACAUAUCAUCUUUGCACUCUCAGGUCAUGUGAUCUUUGCCAAGAUCUGCACCUUGCUGGCUCCUCAGUACAGAUCUCUGGUGUUCAUGGUGUAUGGUAUGCUGGCGGUUUUCACCAGUAUGGGCUGGGCCUACGUCACGCUCAUCCUGUCUCACUGUGUGCUGCUCUACAGCAUCUCUCUGGUCAAGCUCAGGUGGCUCUGCUUUGUCGCUGGACUCACUACACUGGCUACUUUCAAAAUGGAGCCCUUCAUUUCCUGGCAGGCAGGGUUUGUGUCUGGCAGUUUUGAGCUCCGUCCUCUUCUGUUCUACGGCGGCUGUGGGUUCACUAUCAUGCGGUGUUUGAGUUUUGCUCUAGAGAACUGUGAGAGGAAAGAUGGAAACUACAGCAUCCUGGAGCUUCUCAAGUACAACUUCUACCUUCCCUUCUUUUACUUUGGACCCAUCAUGACCUUCGACAAGUUUUACAUUCAGCAGGCCAAUAACCCAAACCUGACAAGGAAGAAUGGAGAGAUGUGGAACAUUUCCAUUCAGGCCCUGCUAAACCUGGGGGUUAUUAUGAUAGUGGCGGUCAUCCUACACUUCAUGUACAUUCUGACCAUACCUAGUGACAUGAAGCUCCUUAAACACAUCUCUGACUGGGCCCUUGCUGGAUUGGCUUAUUUAAAUCUGGUGUAUGAUUGGGUGAAAGCCGCGGUGAUGUUUGGAGUGAUAAACACAGUAUCAAGACUGGAUCAUCUGGACCCUCCCAAACCACCGAAAUGCAUUACAAUGCUUUAUGUGUUCUCUGAGACACACUUUGAUCGAGGAAUAAAUGACUUUCUCUGCAAUUAUGUUUAUAACUAUCUCGGUGGGAAGCAUGACAACGUUUUGGAUGAGCUGAUAGGCUCUCUGUGCACGUUUGGCAUCACAGCCCUCUGGCUGGGACCGAGCUGGGUGGUUUUCAUCUGGGCUUUCUUAAACUGCUUUGGCCUUAAUUUUGAAUUGUGGAUCGCCAAGUUCUUUACCAUGGAACCUUUUAUUUCUAUUGAGGUAAGCUGAAAGAUGACCAAUAAUAAUUUGCUUGAUUUUCUAGUCAUGUACUGUAACAUGUAUG
Molecule: messenger RNA, 1476 nt
Organism: Sinocyclocheilus rhinocerous
Lineage: Eukaryota; Metazoa; Chordata; Actinopteri; Cypriniformes; Cyprinidae
Product: protein-cysteine N-palmitoyltransferase HHAT-like protein
Exons: 10
Coding region: 162-1421 (419 amino acids)
Biological process (GO): negative regulation of N-terminal protein palmitoylation
Cellular component (GO): endoplasmic reticulum
Molecular function (GO): acyltransferase activity
Source: RefSeq, a predicted model, not a curated record